GAUAAUGGAUUCCAGCUUUUUUCCCCUAAGGAAGAUGCUAGACUAACUAGUGUACAGUUUUCUGCUUUCUGUUUCCAUCCUUUCCUUGCAAUUUUCCAAUCUUUUGGGGCUUCUCCAGAAUCCAGGAAAUGUUGACAGCUUAUAACCCAUGUAUCCAUUGUCUCUACAGUUACCUUUUUUUAAGACCCAAGGGUCCAGGCCAUCAGGUCCAGGGGACUUAGUACAUUUUUACUAAUUAUAGAGAUCGUUUUAAGUUCCUCCAUCUCCAUAAUCCCUUUAUUAUUCAUUAUUAUCUAAUGUUAUUUGUGUUUUCUACUGUGAAGAUGGAGCCAAAAUAUUUAGAGAAAUGGCAAAGAUUCUAUUUCCCAAUUUCAUCCUCUAAGGGACUAAUAUUUACUUUUGCUGCCCUCUUCCUUUUUAUAUACUUUUGCAUAUUAUUUUUGUUGUUCUUUCUCACUAGAAUAUACUACUGACAGGAUAUGCAAACCAAUGUCAGAGUCCUCUCCCAAGCCUACAUCCCCAGCAUCACAGUUCUAAUUACAUUCAGGUUUCACUGGAUAGGCUGCAUUACUUGGAUGCCGAACACAAGAACACUGGAGCAAACACUCUAUUCCAAACUCCACCAUGGCAAGGGAUUAUCAAGUGGAUAAACACAAAAGGUUCAAGUACAUUCUUAAAAUCUCCUGGGAAAAAAAAUUAACAUCCCCAACAUGGGAAUUCCUGACCCAUGAAGACUCAAAAUGGGGCAUUGGAGAUGGGAUUGGGAAUCUUGCGUUCAUCCUUACAAUGCACACAGAAGUUCAGAAUAAAUAGCAGAAGGAGUGCAUCCACUUUGAAAAUGCCCAUCCCCUCAGAGACUUUCUGCACCCAUGGGUCCCACCCUAGCCUCAUCGGUCACCCUAGAACCCACAGAACUGGAAUAGAAGCAAAUAGUCCUCCGACCACGAAGAUGAUAAAAGGCAGACACAGGAGAUUCUGCAGAUGCUGGAAAUCUGGAGCAACACAGAAAAUGCUGGAGGAACUCAGCAGGUCAGGCAGCAUCCAUGGAGGGAAAUGGACAGUCGACGUUUCGGGCCGAGACCCUUCAAUGAGGACUGGCCUUCAUCAGGAAGGUGGAAGGCAUUCAUGACAGAAGCUCACGCAUUCAGAUGGGGAGAGUGUUACACGAACGCGGGUCGAUGCCGGCAGUAUCUCCAUCCCUGACGAACCCGACUCCCAGCCGCGAAGCCCGCACUCACUUCCGGGUGAGGGGUCGCCGCGCCGGUGUUGCGUUUCCUCCGUUAAAGGUCAGUGUCGGAGGGAACCUGCGCGUUUGCAGAGGAGGGAGCGGAGGCUGGCGGCGGCGAUCACUACCCGGGGCAGCAGCAGCGACAGCACGGCCAUGUCAGCGGAGGCGGAGAGCGCACCGAAGGAGGCCGGCGCGGGCAAUACGGCGGCCGGCGAGGACGAGGAGCACUGGCUGUACGGAGAUGAAAACGACCCCAAUAAACAGGAGGAGGAAGCGGCCGUUGACAGCACUGAAGCACCAGCUCCAACUGCUGCUGUAGAAGAAACUAGAGGGAAUGGUGUGGUGAAAAUGAAUCCUGCAGCUGAGGGGGAGGAUGAAAGUGACAGUGAUAGUGAUGACGAUGAUGAUGAUGUUCAAGUCACCAUUGGUGACAUAAAAACUGGAGCACCGCAGUACACCUACGGCGUAACACCUGUAAAUCUCAAUAUCAAGUCUUCAGGUAGACUUUAUGGAUCAGGAACAAAAGCUGGAAAGGGAGUUGACCUUGAUGCACCUGGUGACAUCAAUGGGAUCCCAACAUUAGAAAUAGACUUGGAUUCUUUUGAAGAUAAACCUUGGAGAAAACCAGGUGCUGAUCUUUCUGAUUAUUUCAAUUAUGGUUUCAAUGAGGAGACCUGGAAAGCCUACUGUGAGAAACAAAAAAGACUGAGGAUGGGUCUUGAACCUCUUCCUCUUGCCUCAACUACGAAUCGAAUUACAGUACAGCAGGGUAGAACUGGAAAUCCUGAGAAAGAACCAGAGAUACCACCCCCCAAGAUGGAUUUCCCUUCUCCUCCAAAUCGUUUCAGAGCAGGACCUCCACCCAACAGAAGGCUGUCUGGGUCUAUUGAGGUUAUUGGAGGCCAAUUAAUAACCAUUGCUCGUGUGGAAGGCAGACGUCGUGACAGGGGUGGAGCAGAUGAAAAUACCAUCCAGGUUAUCGGAGACCACCCAGUACCAGAAUUUAAUAACAAUAACACUGCCAAGCGUCCUUCAUUUAUGCCUCCAGGGGCACCUCCACCUCAUAUGACUGGUCCACCUCCCCCGUUCCUGCCCCCUCCUCCACCUGUCAAUACGGGACCUCCAAUUCUUCAUCCACCAGGAAUGCCUUUAACUACUCCACCUCCAGGUUUCCUGCCUCCACCUGGAGCUCCACCACCUUCACUUGUACCACUAGAAAGUGGACCUCCAACUUACAACAGCCGGAAUGCUCCUCCAUUUGGUUAUCCAACCAAUGAUUAUGGUAAUCUGUCAUAUCCGAAUAUCCCGGUUUCUUCCUCCUGGAGCACCUUAAUUGACAACAACAACAAACAACCAGCACAACAACAGCAACAACAUUGGGAUUAUUAUCCACGGAGAGAGAGGGAAAGGGACCGUGAUCGUGAACGAGAACGCACCAGGGAGAGAGAACGAGAUCGGGACAGGGAGCGGGACCAUGAGCGAGAACGUGACCGCAGCCCCAGUUCAAGUGCCUAUAAUGGUGAAGAAAGUCGAUACAGACAUAGAGAAUACUCUUCAGAUAAAGGUUAUGAUCGUGACUACCAUCACCGAGAUAAAGUAAGCAGGGAAAAAGAAGAUCGACACAAAGAACGCAGACACCGUGACAAGGAGGAGGGGAGACAUAAAUCUUCCAGAAGCAGCAGCAGACGGCGCCAUGACAGUGAAGAAGUAGAUGGCCACAAACGACAUAAACACAAGAAAUCUAAGCGAAGCAAGGAAGAUAAAGAAGCCAGUGAAGAGCGUUCCCAAGAACCAGAGCCGAGUGAAGCUGCUAGCAGUAAUUAGAUCUCUGGAUAUUUGCUUGUUGGCUACAUUGUUGCUAAAAAUAGGAAGAAAAAAUGUUGGAAAUGCUUGAAAAUCAUUCAGGUAAUGGCAAAUCUCAUCUGAAUUUCUGAAGAUAUCAGAACAUUAUUUUGAAAGACUGAAGAGAGUGGUGCUUCUCAGCACCAAUUGUGUUGUUAAAAACUGAAUUACUAUGUUUGUAUUAGUUUAUUGAAGAUGAAUAAAAUUUCUGCACUUCUUUAAAAAUA
Molecule: messenger RNA, 3297 nt
Organism: Pristis pectinata (smalltooth sawfish)
Lineage: Eukaryota; Metazoa; Chordata; Chondrichthyes; Rhinopristiformes; Pristidae
Gene: fip1l1a
Product: FIP1 like 1a (S. cerevisiae)
Exons: 16
Coding region: 1382-3052 (556 amino acids)
Cellular component (GO): mRNA cleavage and polyadenylation specificity factor complex
Molecular function (GO): RNA binding
Source: RefSeq, a predicted model, not a curated record